Molecule: messenger RNA, 4683 nt
Organism: Dunckerocampus dactyliophorus (ringed pipefish)
Lineage: Eukaryota; Metazoa; Chordata; Actinopteri; Syngnathiformes; Syngnathidae
Gene: tgfb3
Product: transforming growth factor, beta 3
Exons: 7
Coding region: 387-1604 (405 amino acids)
Biological process (GO): transforming growth factor beta receptor signaling pathway; SMAD protein signal transduction; regulation of cell population proliferation
Cellular component (GO): extracellular region
Molecular function (GO): cytokine activity; growth factor activity; type III transforming growth factor beta receptor binding
Source: RefSeq, a predicted model, not a curated record
GUGCCUCAUGCAGUGUUGGAGGCUGGGCUGCAGGCUGAGUUAGACUCCACGCCAGUAGAAGGGCAGUGACUCAGUCAAUGGAGAGACUGAUCCAUCGUGCAGAGUGUGGCAAGUGAGGGAUGCGAUGCCUGUAUGAGUCCAGGUGGAAUGAAGAGUAGGAUCAAGAGUUUUGAUGCAGGGUUGAGGUUAUAUUGCGCCAUGGCACGGAUUUGCACUCUCGCAAACGGGCAUUUUGCAAAGAUGACAUAGCACUUGAAAAAAUGGGAUUCCACCAGGAACAGAACUCACUCACAACCUGAAUGAAAAGAGGAAAGGGAUUCUAAUCACGCCGGAAUUCACUUUGGUCGUUUCAUUCUUAUACCUGGCGGUUGUGAGCAGAGUGAACUAUGAAUCUGGGUAAAGCACUUUUGUUUUUCCUCCUGUCCAACUGUGUGACAAUGAUUUUGUCACUAUCCACUUGCACCACUGUGGACAUUGACCACAUCAAGAAGAAGAGAGUAGAGGCGGUCCGGGGACAGAUUCUCAGUAAACUUCGACUGACGAGUCCGCCUCAGACAACAGGUCCGAGUCAGGUACCGUUUCAGGUUCUGGCCCUUUAUAACAGCACCAAGGAGCUAAUUGAGGAGCUGGGAAGAGACAGGCAGCAAAGCUGUGGGCAGGAUAACACAGAGACUGAAUACUAUGCCAAAGAGAUUUACAAGUUCAACAUGAUCAAUGGUCCUCCAGAAAACAAUGACCUCCCCUACUGCCCAAAGGGGAUCACUUCCAAGGUAUUCCGCUUCAACGUCUCCACCAUGGAGAAGAACUCCACCAACUUGUUCCGGGCCGAGUUUCGAGCUCUGAGGAUCCCCAACCCCGGUGCCAAGAAAAACGAGCAGAGGAUCGAGCUCUACCAGAUCCUCCAGAAAGAUGACCCCAAAGCCAAACAGCGCUACAUCGGGGGCAAGAACGUCCUGACCAAGGGGAUGUCUGAGUGGGUCUCUUUUGAUGUUACAGAGACAGUGAGGGAGUGGCUCAUGUACAGACAGACCAAUCUUGGCCUGGAGAUCAGCGUGCACUGUCCAUGUCACACUUUCAAGCCCAACGGGGACAUAAUUGAGAACGUCAACGAGGUGCUAGAGGUGAAGUUUAAAGGUAUGGAGGCAGACUUUGACGAUCUGAGCCGCACCAAGAAACAAAGGGAGCAGCUGUACCCCCAUCUCAUCCUCAUGAUGCUGCCCCCCCACAGGCUCGACGCACACUCGUCCUCCCGCAGGCGCAAGAGAGCACUUGACACCAAUUACUGCUUCAACAAUUACGAAGAGAACUGUUGUGUGCGGCCACUUUAUAUUAACUUCCGCCAGGACUUAGGUUGGAGGUGGAUCCAUCAGCCUGAAGGCUACUACGCCAACUUCUGCUCUGGUCCCUGUCCUUAUCUACGCAGCGCUGACACCACCCACAGCACCCUGCUGAGCCUGUACAACACCUUGAACCCGGAGGCGUCGGCCUCACCCUGCUGUGUCCCCCAGGACUUGGAGCCCCUCACCAUCCUCUACUACGUGGGUCGCUCGCCUAAAGUGGAGCAGCUGUCCAACAUGGUAGUCAAGUCCUGCAAGUGCAGCUAAGAGGCUUCAGGGAUCACAGAGACACUUCCUGCACUACUCAGGAGCGACUCAAAGGGGUUUGGGGAGCGUCCACUGCCCCUUCUUCAGCCUUGUCCAAGCUCCAUAACAGACAAUGACAGCAUCUGGUCAAGUUGACUGAUGGCGCCGUCAAACCCAACAGACCUCUCGGUGACCGUUCCUUAAUCGUCUUUCUUACGUUCUAUUUCAUAUUCCAGCAUUUUCAACAGCGCGUACCUCAGUCUAUUCUCAUCCUGUUUUGAUCAAAAGAAGAACAGAACAAAACUUGUCUUGGAAUGACCACUGCAUUCUUAAGGACAUAGAAAUAAUUGCAGUCCAAAAGACGGUGGAAAAAACAGAAAAACGACUGAGAAGAGAGACUGAACUCAGCAUGACAGGACACACAGGACACGUUUGGAUGUCCAAGCUGGAAAGCAAUGCUGUGCUACACUGUGUAUUUAGGAUUAAAUGCUGUUGAAUAAAAAUGAUUUUAGGAAAAUAUGAUAAAAAUGCUGGAAACCAACCUAUUCAAAGUCGUAUUUCAAUGUUGAUGUUAAUACCUCUGCAUUGCAACAGGGAUGAUUUCACUUGAAAGUAAAGCCUGUCUGUUGUAUGAGAGCGAGGGAUGGGCAUUGGACUACAUUUCCUUGAGGUUGACUAACAAUUAAGCGAUGGAUUGUCAUUGUUUUCUUUUUUUGUAUUAUUUUUCAAGGGAUGGGAGAAUCUGUCUCUGAAUGUUCUGAACCCCUGUUUCCAUGCCAGUGUUGUAAAGAGCAGCCAUACAUAGCGUGAAUGUAACUCAACGUCACGUCAAGUCGUGCACUCCACUUCGCCACAUUUUCUUCAAAACAAUACAAUCAUUCACCUAAAUUCCUAAGGCUCAGUUAGUGGAUUAUUAUGCCCAUCCUGAAUGAGAGCAUGCAACUGAACACUAAUUUAGGUCACAAACUGUAAAUUAUGUUCUUAUUACUCUUGGAACCACCUUUUUUUUAAUUAAAUGACAGUUGGGUAGAUUUGUUAAGCAGUUUUGGAAAUUUUGUGUUGUUUUUGUUUGUAUAAAGCACUUUAAUUUAAAGGGUAACAACAGAGUCAAUCCAGAUGACCAGAAAGCAGAGAUCCACAUCUUUCACUGUUUUUACUGUAUGUCGAGCGUACAUUUGGAUAUGAUCAUCAGGUAUUUCAUAGAUGUCUCAGAGUUUGCUACAGCCCCAGUGAUUCCCCAAAAAAUAGCUAACAUUUCCAUGCGUGAGAGUUGUAAACAGUCAGGGAUUGUCAGUAAACUAAACUGCAGUAGCGCAGUACAAACACAAAUACACACUGAUAUGGAGUCUUGUAAGAAAGCAUGCGCCGGUGUAAAUACACAACAUGACAUCUGACAUGACGGCCGUGCAUUGCGAAUGUUACAAGAUAAUCCAAAAAUUGAAUAUGACAGUCUGUGCAAAAGUCAACAGCAGCAGAUAUCAGAAUGACAUGUGUGAAAUUCAAGUAUUUCAUUCGACGUGAUCACCAACAUAUGCUGAAUCUAUAACUACACAACGACAAGUUUUUAUUAACAACACACCCUGAGGUUUCUCUUUAUCCACUCACAAAAGUGAGCACACUCCUCACAUUUCAGCAACCAUUUUUAUUACAGCAUAUCUUCUCAAGGCACAAUGCUAAAGAAAUGAAACGUGAAUAUACUUUACAGUAGUCCGUGUACAGGACAGCCUUUAGAACUAUAGGUUUACUUUUCAUUCAAUCCAUCUAAAUUGCUGGCAACAGAAUUACAGAAAUAAUUGUGUCUUACCUACGGUCAAGCAUUGCAGUGGUAGUGUCAUGGUCUGGGGCUGCAUGAGUCCUGCCGGUACUGGGGAGCUGAAGUUUAUUGAGGGAAACAUAAAACCCAACAUAUACUGUGACCUUCGGACACAGAGCAUGGUCCCUUCCCUUUGGAAACUGGGCCGCAUGUCAGUUUUCCAACAUGGUAACAAACCCAAACACUCCUCCAAAUGACAAGUACCUUGCAGAGGAAGCUGAAGGUGAAGGUAAUGGACUCUCUAGACUUAACCUAAUUGAGCACCUGUGGGACAUCUUCAAGUGGAAGGUAGAGGAGUGCAAGGUGUCGCAUCCACCACUGAUGUCAUCACGGAAGAGUGGAAGAGAAUUCCAGUAACAACCUGUGCAGCUCUGGUCAAUUCCAUACCCAAGAGGAUUAAGGCAGUACUACUUGCACGAUGGUGCUCGCACUACAUAGUCACACUUUGGACAUGUUUACUGUGAGGUGUACUCACGUGUGUUGCCAGCUUUCCAGAAAUAAAGGCUGUGUUGACUUAUUUCCAAGGACAGUAACUCUAUACUGCUAUACAAGCUGUACACUGACUAGUCUAAGCCAUAACCAAGUUUUGUUUCUGUAGUAUGCCCCUUGAUAUUGGCUGAAAUGUGAGCGUUGUACUCAUUUUGCGAGCAACUGUAUAUCCAUGAGGAUGCUGGUGCACACGUGCACCAUUAACCUGCGUUGUGCAUCAACAUGAGGUUCAUCUUUUGUAUAUGUAAUGACACGAUAAUUUACUCAACAUAUUAAAUGAGGUCCAUCCAUCAAAAAAAACAUCCAUGUGUCAAUAAAUUAAGAGAAGAGUCACAAGCCGUCAGCAAACGUUGCUAUAAUUAAACACAUCCUUUGGCCGGAGAGGAGCACAGAGUCAGAUUUGGUAACUGUGUUUCCAACCUGUGUCCAAGUCAGUGUCUAAUGCCAGGAACUUGGCAGCGUGCUCACCAUUCAUGGGAUGUCUCUCACUGGAGGUUGCGGGAGGGGUAGCUUCAUGUGAAUAGCUAGCAUAUUAAAUGCCAACAGGGCAUGUGCUGAAAGAUAUCUGCCAGUGAAAUCUUUCCGUGGCAUUGAUGGCACGGAGAGAAAAAAAGGGGGGAAAGAAAGGGGGAACUGUUGGCGUGGAGACUGCAGUGCAGGCUGGAAAGAGCCACGUGCUCUCCGGCUGCACAACAAAUCCCAAACUGCGUCAAAGCUGGGAAUUCCGUGCCUGGCACGCCAUCUCCUGCCAUGUCUGUGGCAGUGUGACAGACAAAUGAAUAGCGCCCUGGCAAGCUU